AUGCACAGAACUUACUCCUUAAGAUCCCAGAGAGCCCCCACUGCUUCUCAAUUGCAAUCACCACCGCCACCGCCUUCUUCCACCAAGUCCAAGUUCUUUGGCAAGGGUUCGAUCAGCCACUCUUUCCGUAAGUCGGCAGCUGGAGCCAUGGGCCCAGAGUUGGCUAGAAAGUUGGCCAUUUUGAUCAAGAUGGAAAAGAACUUGAUGAGAUCGAUUGAAAUCACCUCGAGAGAAAGAAAAGACUCGGCUAAGCAAUUGUCAUUGUGGGGCGAAGGCAACGACGAUGACAUUAGCGACAUUACUGACAAGUUGGGAGUUUUGAUUUUUGAAAUUGGUGAGUUGGAAGACCAAUUUAUCGACAGAUAUGACCAAUACAGAAUCACCUUGAAGUCCAUUAGGGACAUUGAAGGCUCGGUUCAACCUUCAAGAGAAAGAAAACAGAAAAUCACCGACCAAAUUGCGUACCUCAAGUACAAGGACCCGCAAUCCCCCAAGAUCAACGUUUUGGAACAAGAGUUGGUUAGAGCUGAAGCUGAAUCGUUGGUUGCCGAAGCGCAAUUGAGCAACAUCACCAGAGAAAAAUUAAAGACCGCCUUCAAUUACCAAUUUGACUCCAUAAGAGAACACGCGGAAAAGAUUGCUUUGAUUGCUGGUUACGGCAAGGCCUUGUUGGAAUUGUUGGACGAAAGUCCAGUUACUCCUGGUGAAACCAGACCUGCAUACGAUGGCUACGAGGCAUCCAAACAAAUCAUUAUUGAUGCUGAAAAUGCUUUGGGUUCAUGGACUUUUGACUCUGCUGUUGUUCGUCCAACUUUGUCCUUGGCUGCUCAAGAAGAACCUUAUUUGGAUGACGAAUUGGAGAAUGAAGCUGAAAACUUGAGAAUUGCUGAAAAGGAAUUUGACAAACUUGAAGCUGAACAUGCCUAA
Messenger RNA from Lodderomyces beijingensis, 927 nucleotides. The record is from the annotation of a GenBank genome assembly. NCBI's taxonomy places the organism in Eukaryota, Fungi, Ascomycota, Pichiomycetes, Serinales, Debaryomycetaceae.